Molecule: messenger RNA, 1766 nt
Organism: Lolium rigidum
Lineage: Eukaryota; Viridiplantae; Streptophyta; Magnoliopsida; Poales; Poaceae
Product: protein TRIGALACTOSYLDIACYLGLYCEROL 4, chloroplastic
Exons: 5
Coding region: 37-1428 (463 amino acids)
Biological process (GO): acylglycerol transport; ER to chloroplast lipid transport
Cellular component (GO): chloroplast envelope
Molecular function (GO): phosphatidic acid binding
Source: RefSeq, a predicted model, not a curated record
AAAGAGGGAAAGCGGGGUGCGGCGGCGGCGGCGGCGAUGUUGCGGCAGAUGCGAUGGAUGACGGACAGGGAAGGGAGGUGGGAGCUGGACCUGGAGUCCCCGGCGACGAUGGAGGGCACGGCUCGCCCUGUGCCAGGCGACCCGCUGCCCCUCGGCCUCUCGCGGGGGCCCCGUGUCACCCGCACCAAGCAGCUCGACUUCUUCCACCGUUUCAUGGCCUCUCCGCUCGUCCCCACCUUCUCCGCCUCCCGCGCCGGCCUCUCCCUCCACCACGCCCACCUCUUCCAUCUCGCCCAAAACUGGUCUUUUACUAUCUUGGAGCAGCUUCAUGUACAGAAGCUUGUGGCAGCCGUGAAAGACAAGUUGUCAAGUCGGCAAGAAGGGGUCCCCUGGUCCAAUGAUCUCAAGAGACAUUUGCACCAAGUUAUGUCUCUAGGUGUUGGCACGGAACUAUUGAUCACGCCAGACACCACUUUGCUGCUGGAGCUGUACAAUAUCAACAAGGGGGAUCGAGGCAAAGCGAUUAUUCACCACAAGUUUCCUCAACAAAAUCUUACACUAGCGGCAUCUUGGCCUGGAUUAUUUGUUGAUAAACAAGGGGUGUAUUGGGAUGUGCCUUUAUCAUUAUCAGCUGACCUUGCUUCAGCUGGCUCCAGUUCUGGAUUCAGUUAUCAUCUAUUGCUUCAGCAGAAUAGUGGGGAACCGAAAUGUUUUGGUGGUGAUGAAACCAAUGAAGUUCCUCUUGCCCUGCUACCUGGAUUGUGUGCUAAGGCAGCUAUGUCCCUCAAGAAAAGCAUCGAUGUUUGGAGGAAGAAAGAAGAUAAGCUAAAAAUGGUUCAGCCGUAUGAUGUAUUUCUCUCAGACCCUCAUGUUUCAUUCACUGGGAUCGUUGGUGCAGUAGCCAGUGGUUCUUUCGGGGAUUGUUCAAAAAGAAUAUCUGUGCCGGAAGAAACACGAAAAAGUAACGCCUUCAGAGUGUUCCGCGAGAGGAAUAAAUUUGCUGCUUUUGCAGACCUUUUUGCGUCUGUUAAUUUUACAGCUCAACAUGGGAAUUUUCAGAGGCUUUUCCUAGAUUUGACAAGGGUCAGUGCCCGAUUUGAUAUAUCCUCAGGAUCUUUGUUUCUACGUGGUGCUUCUCAUCUAGCGCAAGACUUUUUCUUCUCUAGACGGCCUGAUUUAGAGACAUUCUGCGAUGUUUGUCCAGAUGUGAUUGUUUCUCUUCAACAACAGAUAGUUGGGCCGUUCAGCUUUCGUGUUGAAUCCUCUGUUGCCAUUGACCCAAGAAGUGAAGAGCAUUUUGUUCGAGUGGACGACUCGGUCUUUGCCAUUGAUUGGGCUCUGAAGGUUCUGGGUUCAGCAAAGGCCACAGCUUGGUAUUCCCCCAAGCAUCAGGAAGCAAUGGUGGAGCUUCGUUUCUUGGAGGCCUGAAAUAUUUGUCACCUUGAAUGGCAUAUCACAUAGUCACGGUCCGGUAAUAGUGUCAGUUGAGAUGAAUGGUCGCAUUUGUUGUGUGAUAAUUUUUUUCCUACAUUACUAUGUGUGAGAUUUAGGGUGAAAGUGGAAACACGCAAAACAAUGACUUGUCGGCUUCUCUGGCUGGACGAUCCUUGUGAACUCCAUUGGUCUUGUCUGCAUGAGAUGGUAGUGGACUGGAGUAGGUACGUCUACGUAGCUGGAGAAAGAAUGCAGCUACAUCACCACAUGUGACUAUAUAUAUAUGCGCUGAAAAUAAAUCGAUUUAUUAUGCUAAUGGCAUAUCCAAGGUC